AUGUUCGCGCAGCUCAAGCGCGAGAGUCUGCGCAAGCUGCAGGCGAUGGAGGACAAGAGUCCCAAGGGCUGCAUCGACGAGCCCAUCGUGGACAUGAUCAAGACCAUCAAUGCGCACCCGGACUACGUGACGAGCAGCUCGUGCUCCGGUCGCAUUGCGGUUUUCUGCGGUGAAGCUGCAGGCAGUGAAGCCGGCUCAGAUCUGAUCACCAAAGGCGGCAAGUGGCUGAUCGCGGAGCACGCCACCAUCACGUUCGAGCAGUUGACGGCGGCGCUGCGCUCGCCCGACGCCAACUCCAGCACCAGCAACAUGAUCAUCUUCAAGCACGAGCCGUUCAUCAUGCACGUUGUGUGUCGCGAUUUGGAUGCGGCCAAGGAGCUGCUGCAGUGGGGCAUUGCCAGUGGGUUCCGCGAGUCGGGUGUCGUGCUGGGUAACAGGAAGAUCAUGUGUGCUAUCCGUACGACUGCCAAUGGACUGGAGAUCCCGCUUGGACGCAGUGCGGAGCACCUGCUGGUGAACGAGGACUACCUGCGGUGGAUCGUGGAUAUUGCAAACCAGAAGUUCGAAGCCAACAAGCAGAAGACCGAUCGCCUGUUUGAGGCGUUCCGCGCGAAGUUUUGUCAGCCGGCAAAUGCACAGACUGGCAACAGCUCGCUGGUUGAGUUGAGUUCGUGGAAGGAGGCCACUAGCGCAGACAAUGUGAAGCUGGUGGGCCAUACGAGUGUGCAGUACAAGGACAACAUUGUCGUUUUCGGCGGCCAGGGCCCUACGGCUUCAGGAACGACGACGCGCGUUGCCGACGUGACGUUCUUGACCCCUUCCAUGGAUGGAUCUCUUGAGCAGACAUAUCAUGCAGCUGCCGGAGCUGAUGGCCCCUCAGCUCGGAUGUACCACUCAGCGGUUGCUGUGGGAUCACUGGGCUCUGUUGUGUACGUGCACGGCGGUCGCGAUGCCGAGCAAGUUUUCGGUGACCUGUAUGCAUUAGACCUGGCUCAGACCCCGUUGCAAUGGCGCCAAAUUGAAAAUUCGUCCAGCAGUCCGCGCCGGUUUGACCACAUUGGUGAAGUUGUCAACUCGACCAAACUUGCUUUCUGGGGAGGCAUGACAUCGCUAGAGGGAUCUGAUGGCACGGGUGAAGACGCUCAUGGCACUUGCUCGCUUUUCGAUACUGUCAAGGAGACGUGGGGACACAAGACUCUUAAAAAUGCCAAGAACAACGGCCAGCCGCCUGCGCUUUUUGCUGCUAGCGCUAGCGCAAUCAGCGACCACCAGAUUAUCGUGGUAGGAGGCAUGACGUCUGCCUUGCUCGCGAAUGGAGACAAGGCAACACAAAAAAAUUACAUGCUGGACGUGAAGUCGUCGCAGUGGACGGACAUUGGUGAAGUGAAGCACGAAAACGCGGCAUUUGUGGGACACAGCAGCACGUGGAUGCCGAGCAACAAUUCCCUUUACGUUUUGGGCGGUGGCUUCCAGUGCUUUGGCUUCGGUCAAUUCUAUUCGUCGGCAUACCAAUGUCAGCUUUCAAUCACGGCGCCGAAGAGAACCCCUGCCAAGGCUGCAAAGAGCAACGCGGUUACUACUUUAUCAUCCAAUGCGCCAGCCUCAGCAGAUGAGAAGCCCCUCGGUGUUCUCGUUGGAAAGCUGCAAGUGAAGAAGGUGAAGACUUUGUUGGAGAAAGCUCACGUGUAUGACAAGGCCCGACGUGUGCACGUCGCGAACGUGGCGUCUUCGAGUGAGGCCGCCACUGACGGAAAGGCGACGACGAUGUUCCUGCUUCCUGUUACGGCAGCAAUUCAUGAACUGAUCACCUCGACCAACGACGCUGACCUGCAGCAACUUGAGGUUGUACCUGACGACGAUGCGUACGCUAACAAGUUUGGCAAGACGAGUGGGCUGAACCGCAACGAAGUCAUCCGCAGCACGAUUGGAGCAUUUGCCAGCAAGCACCAGCUCCCUGCAGAGAUUGUGAAGGCCAUUCCGGACAAGUACGAGUUCGUGAGCGAUGUCUUGCUGAUCCCGCGUGAUUCCUUCCUUGAGCCGGAGUGGGCGCCGUUCGCAGACGAAAUGUGGGCGCAAGUUUGUGCGUCGACGACACCAGCGUUCUCCCGUGUUGCAAGGAAAGCCUUCAUCGAUGCCAGCGAGAAGCGUCAGAGUCACGUGGAGUUGCUGUAUGUGAACAACAAGGCGUUGACCUCCCCGCGUAGCAAGAGCGCUCCUGGCUGGGUGGAGAUUCGUGAGAAUGGCAUCGUCUACGGUUGGGACCUCACGCGGGUCAUGUUUUCGUCGGGUAAUGUCACUGAAAAGGCCCGCAUGGCGAACAUCGGGUGCCGUGGAGAGACAAUCGUGGACCUAUUCUGUGGUAUCGGCUACUACGUCCUCCCGUUCCUGGUGCACGGCGGUGCGGCGUUCGUCCACGCGUGCGAGUGGAACCCGGACUCGGUGGCAGCCCUGCGCUUCAAUCUGGAGCGCAACCAUGUAGCGGGCAGAUGCAAGGUGUACCUCGGUGACAACCGCGAGUCGGCUCCUACCAUCGGCGCUGUGGCUGACCGAGUGAAUCUCGGCCUUUUGCCCACAAGCGAGAAGGCUUGGCCGCUGGCCGUGCAGGCACUGAAGUCAAGCGGUGGCUGGUUCCACGUCCACGACAACGUGGCCGUGGAGGACCGUGAGGCGUGGGAGCAGCGUCUGCUGGACUCGAUGCGCUCGCUCGCGAAGCAGUACGGCAAGCACUGGACCAUCACGUGCGAACAUGUGGAGAAGGUCAAGUCGUAUGCCCCCAAAGUGUACCACCUUGUUGCCGACAUCCACUGUGUGCCAAUCGCUGGCGCUUAA
Molecule: messenger RNA, 2829 nt
Organism: Phytophthora sojae
Lineage: Eukaryota; Oomycota; Peronosporomycetes; Peronosporales; Peronosporaceae
Exons: 6
Coding region: 1-2829 (942 amino acids)
Biological process (GO): tRNA methylation
Cellular component (GO): cytoplasm
Molecular function (GO): tRNA methyltransferase activity; protein binding
Source: RefSeq, a predicted model, not a curated record